Molecule: messenger RNA, 1638 nt
Organism: Torulaspora delbrueckii
Lineage: Eukaryota; Fungi; Ascomycota; Saccharomycetes; Saccharomycetales; Saccharomycetaceae
Exons: 1
Coding region: 1-1638 (545 amino acids)
Biological process (GO): transmembrane transport
Cellular component (GO): membrane
Molecular function (GO): transmembrane transporter activity
Source: RefSeq, a predicted model, not a curated record
AUGAUCGAUAAUACCGAGAAAAAAGACACUUCAAUCACUUACGUUGAAGAUAUCAAAAACAUUGAUUCCAAUCCUAUCAAAGAUGCUGCUAUUGUAGAGGUUGGUAGCGAGAAGGACUUCAAGUCUGAUCUCCCAUUACAAGAUGCUCUCGCUGCUAGUGAAGAGAAAGUUCCAAUUUUUGAGAGUCGUGACAGAAUCCCAGAAUCCUUAAAAAGUCUGUCCAGAGAAGAUCUAGAGAUCUUAGAUAAGAAGACAACAAGAAAAAUGGAUCUCAGAAUCCUGAUUAUGGUUUGCUGGAUUUACAUCUGCAACUACUUGGACAGAACCAAUAUUGCUUCCGCGAGAUUGGGUGGUCUUGAAGAUGACUUGAAGCUAACCUCAACUCAAUACCAGACAGCCAUUUCUGUGCUUUUCGUCGGUUAUAUUACAAUGCAGAUACCAUUUAACAUCGUCCUGAACCGUUUGGGUAAACCAUCACUCUUUAUCUCCGUGAUCAUGACUGUAUGGGGUAUUAUUUCAACAGCCACUGGUGGUGUUCAAAGUUAUGGGGGCCUCAUUGCUGUGAGAGUUCUUCUGGGUUUCGUCGAGUCUGGUUUCUUCGGUUGCUGUCUAUACUACUUGUCCUGUUGGUACACCAAGAGAGAGUUGGGGCUCAGAAACUCUAUUCUUUACUCCGGAUCCUUGAUCAGUGGCGCUUUUAGUGCUCUUAUCUCUAUGGGAAUCAUCAAGGGUAUGGAUGGCGUCAAAGGAUUGAGAGCUUGGCGUUGGUGUUUCAUUAUUGAAGGUGCAAUCACUGUGGCAACCGUUCCAUUGGCCUACUUUAUCUUGCCUGAUAAUCCUUCGAACACUAAGUUCCUAUCCCAACAGGAGAAGGACCUGGUUAUGUGGAAGUUGAGAAUGGAUGUCGGUGACUCCGAUGACGAUAAAGAAGUCCUUGGAGAAGGUCAGGACGGCCAUAACUCAUUCAGAUUUGCUCUAAGGUUAGCUAUGGGGGAUAUUAAGGUCUGGUUACUAACUGGUUGUUUUUCAUUCCUAGUUGCUGCUUGUGGUGUCACUAACUUUUUCCCCUCCGUUGUCAAGACUUUGGAGUUCGACAAAAUGGUGACCUUGUGUCUGACAGCCCCACCUUAUUGUAUUGCAGUGGUAACCACUUUCAUCUGGUCUUGGCAUUCAGACCGUACGGGCGAGAGGUUUUGGCACAUUGUCGCGCCACUGAUCUUGGCCUUCAUCUCAUUCAUAAUUGCCGUCUCGUCUCUUAACACUGUGGCGCGUUACAUUGCAAUGUGUUUGAUGCCUACUGGUCUGUAUUGCCCAUUCAUUUUAAUCAUUUCAUGUAUGUCGAUUUGCGUACCAAGACCACCAUUAAAGAGAGCAAUUGCUUUAUCUCUCAUGAACUGUCUAGCCAACUCGACGUCUAUUUGGAAUGCUUAUCUAUACCCAGAGGACAACGCUCCUCGUUAUGCCAUUGCAAUGGCAUGUAACUGUGCUUUUAUUGGGAUUGCCGUGCUAUUCAUAUUCUUGUUGAGACUUUACUUGGCAAGAUUAAACAAGAAGAUCGCCAACGGUACUAUGAAUUGGUUCAAUGAGUUUGGAAAUGACGGAUCGCAUGUGAAACCCGAUUUCAGGUUCACGAUAUAG